Molecule: messenger RNA, 1828 nt
Organism: Oryza brachyantha (malo sina)
Lineage: Eukaryota; Viridiplantae; Streptophyta; Magnoliopsida; Poales; Poaceae
Product: endo-1,4-beta-xylanase 5-like
Exons: 7
Coding region: 121-1818 (565 amino acids)
Biological process (GO): carbohydrate metabolic process
Molecular function (GO): hydrolase activity, hydrolyzing O-glycosyl compounds
Source: RefSeq, a predicted model, not a curated record
GCAUACAUACAUCCAUUCUUCAGUUCAGCUAGCCAUUGCUAAGCCUGAAAGGUUCGUUGGUCUCGUCGAACGCUUAGCAAGGAGCUGGGAGGAGCUCUGACGACGGAGCCACUGAAAGAGAUGAGGAGGUUUUCUCUGCAUGCCGUGAGAUUUCUCGUGCUGUGGACGCUGCUGCAGUGUGGCCAUGAGCUCGUUGCGGCGGUGCCUCCUGGUCAGUCCCGGUCUCGAAACCAUGGCUGGUACGAUUACACUGCCUACACCGAUUGCAGAGGCCAGCCGGAGCCGGCGCUGUACAACGGCGGGGUUCUGCGGUUCGGCAACAGCGACGACCCGACGGGCUACCGCACGACGGAGACCGGUGUCUUCUCGCCGGCGUACGUGGUAUACAACCUCAACAAGACCACCAUGUACACCUUCUCAAGCUGGGUCAAGCUGGAAGGUGCGUCCUCUGCUCUGAUCACGGCGAGGCUGGCGCCGGACAAUGCCGGAGCGCGGUGCAUCGGCACGGUUCUUGCAAGGAACGAUUGCUGGGCCUUCCUGAAGGGCGGCUUCGUCCUCGACUCGCCAACACAAACCUCCGUCAUCUUCUUUCAGAAUGCUGACAAGAGCCCUAUGAAGAUCACCGUCGCCAGCGGUUCGCUGCAGCCGUUCACGCCGGAUCAGUGGUCCAUGCACCAGAAAGACACGAUCCGGAAGAGGAGGAAGCGGAUGGCUACAAUCCACGUUGCCGAUCAGCAGGGCGCGCGCGUGGUUGGUGCGUCGGUUUCCGUGAGACAAACCGCCAAGGACUUCCCGUUCGGCUCGGCCAUCGCCUCCACCAUCUUGGGGAACCAGGCCUACCAGAAAUGGUUCGUGGAUCGGUUCAACGCGGCGGUGUUCGAGGACGAGCUGAAGUGGUACUCGACGGAGCCCAUGUCGGGGCAGCUGCGGUUCGACGUGCCGGACCAGAUGCUGGCGUUCGUGCGGUCGCACCGCGUGAUGGUGCGCGGGCACAACAUCUUCUGGGAGAACCAGGACGCGACGCCGAGCUGGGUGAAGGGCCUGUCCCCGGACGACCUCCGCGCCGCCGUGAACGGCCGGAUCCAGAACCUGAUGACGCGGUACCGCGGCGAGUUCGCGCACUGGGACGUGAACAACGAGAUGCUGCACUACAACUUCUACGAGCAGCGCCUGGGGCCCAACGCGUCGGCGGAGUUCUUCAGCGUGGCGCAGGACGCCGACCCGCUCGCCACGCUCUUCAUGAACGAGUUCAACGUGAUCGAGACCUGCGACGACGUGUCCUCCACCGUGGACACGUACGUGGCCAAGCUGAAGGACCUCCGCAACGCCGGCGCCGUGCUGGAGGGCAUCGGCCUGGAGGGCCACUUCCUCAAGCCCAACAUCCCACUCAUGCGCGCCGUGCUGGACAAGCUCGCCACGCUCGGCCUGCCCAUCUGGUUCACGGAGAUCGACAUCAGCAACCGGUUCGACGCGCAGACGCAGGCCGUCUACCUGGAGCAGGUGCUCAGGGAGGCCUACUCCCACCCGGCCGUCACCGGCGUCAUGCUGUGGACGGCGCUGCACCCCAGCGGCUGCUACCAGAUGUGCCUCACCGACUGGAACCUCAAGAACCUCCCCGUCGGCGACGUCGUCGACCGCCUCCUGCAGGAGUGGCAGACGGGGCAGGCCGCCGGCCCCACCGACGCGCACGGCGCCUACAGCUUCAGCGGCUACCUCGGGGAGUACAUCGUCUCCGUCACCUACGACAACAGCACAUCGCAGGCCACCUUCUCGCUGUCUCCCGGCGACGAGACCAGGCACAUCAACAUCCAGAUUUGACCACUCCUGA